Molecule: messenger RNA, 927 nt
Organism: Manihot esculenta (cassava)
Lineage: Eukaryota; Viridiplantae; Streptophyta; Magnoliopsida; Malpighiales; Euphorbiaceae
Product: germin-like protein subfamily 1 member 13
Exons: 2
Coding region: 34-699 (221 amino acids)
Cellular component (GO): cell wall
Molecular function (GO): manganese ion binding
Source: RefSeq, a predicted model, not a curated record
AACUAAAGCCUAGCUAGAGAAAGUAGUCACAAAAUGAAGAGCUUUCACUUCCUUGGGUUAUUGGCUUUUGCUUUGGCUCUCUCUUUUGCCUCUGCCUUUGACCCUAGCCCUCUCCAGGACUUCUGUGUUGCAACCCCCGAACCCGAGAAUGCUGUGUUUGUUAAUGGAAAGUUCUGCAAGAACCCAAACCUUACUGUAGCCGGUGAUUUCUCUAUUUCGGGACUCAAUAUUCCAGCAUUUACAGGAAACCGAGUUGGAUCAAAUGUCACCCUCGUAAACGUUGAUAAAAUACCAGGACUUAACACUCUUGGUAUUUCUCUCGCUCGGUUAGACUUUGCUCCCAAUGGUGGCUUAAACCCUCCCCACACUCACCCUCGUGCCACAGAGAUCCUUGUAGUUGUGGAGGGCACCCUUUAUGUUGGCUUUGUCACAUCCAACCCCAAUCGUUUGUUCACCAAAGUCUUAUACCCAGGAGAUGUUUUUGUAUUUCCAAUUGGUCUCAUCCACUUCCAGUUUAACAUUGCAAAGACGAAUGCAGUUGCCUUUGCUGGUCUAAGCAGCCAAAACCCAGGCGUCAUCACCAUAGCAAAUGCAGUCUUCGGGCCUAAUCCACCCAUUAAUCCUGAUGUUCUAGCUAAGGCCUUCCAAUUGGAUAAUUAUACAGUAGAAAAACUGCAGAAACUAUUUGCAAACGCGUAAAAUAAUAUUUAUAUAAACCAAAUUCAUGUGAACUCAUGAUAUAAAUAAAUAGUGAAAUACCUUAUAUAUUUAUAUUAUGAGUCCAUAUAAACUCAAUCUAAAUAAAAAUUAUUUGUGUUUAGUUAUAUGCGAUGUUUAUGUUUCCAAUAAUUGAAUAAGUAUCUUUUCUGUUAAAUGUAUUCUUGAUAUGUCUAUCACAAUUCAAUAAAGAGCUUUUUGGGUGUGCCA